ACCCCCUUCAGUUAUAACUUGAACUCCAUCGGCGUUAGAACGCAAUCAUAUACAGUUUUUUAUUUAUUUAACUUAUUUUGUAUUAUAGAAAUUCAAAGAGCCACCAUGAGCAUAAAGGAAAAUUCAGAGGUGGUGGAGGAAAAACCAAAAAUCAAUCGAGCAGAAAUGUAUACUUUUGGUGAGUUGUAUCGGGCAUUUAGGAACAUAACCGUGCCCGGAUUUGUGUGGAAAAUGAUCCUCUGUAGCGAUCCAGUGCUGACUCUCAUCUACAUGUUCAUGGGACUCUACGUCCUUGACGUGCUGACCCGCUACACCCUGGUGCAGCUGGUGGGCGUGGUGAGUCUGACGCUCCUGGCCCACGGCAUCGCUUACACCGCCAUCCGUCCGCAUUUGCGAUUGCUGCCCUACGAGAAUGUGAUGGAUGUCCGUCGAGCAGAUUUGACCGUAUCGCCGGAAGUGGUCGCCCUGGUUGUCCGCUACUCGACCAACUGGAUCAAUCGCUGGGUGGCCACGGUGCAGUUCCUCCUCUUUGGGCCUUACCUCGUGGCCACUAUCCUGGUGAAGAUCGCCCUGCUGGAAGUGUACAAUGCCUUCCGCUGGCUGGAGCUAUCAACACUGAUCAAGUUCGCCUACUGCAUGGCGUUCGUUCUGCCAAGAAUCUGUCGCGUUUUCUGUCUUUGGCUUGACUCGCAGCCGCCCAACGGCCACGUCCACUGGCUGAUCAGAAAGGCGACCACGGGCAGACGCCUCUUCCUGGAGGCCCUAAAGGAGGCCAUCGAGGAGACCCUCGAGGAGGACCACGAUGAGGACAGCGAGGAAGACCUCACGGAAGACCUCGAGGAGGUUUUCGAAGAUACCUUCGAGGAGGCCUACGAGGAGGCCUUCGAGGAGGCAAUCAAUGGGGUGCAACUGGAGAUCCCAAAGAAAAAAAAGCAACAGCCCGUGGUGGGGUGGAUAUUCAUUGGCAGGAGACCAGCAAGUAUCGACGAGGCCUUCAUCGGAUACACCCAAAACACUGACUUGGCGAAGGAAAGCAUUGAGGAAGAAGCGGACUUUUUUUAAAAAAUGAUUUAAUUUUCAUUUCUUUUGGUUAACUGUUACUAUCCAAAACAAAGUAUUCACAUUAUGGGGUUAAGGGCUAACACUAAUGAUAUCCAAAGAACAUGACCAUGUUAAACAAAUUCUUUCCAAAUAACUAUAUACACUUACACUUUACACGAAA
Molecule: messenger RNA, 1222 nt
Organism: Drosophila elegans
Lineage: Eukaryota; Metazoa; Arthropoda; Insecta; Diptera; Drosophilidae
Exons: 3
Coding region: 106-1062 (318 amino acids)
Source: RefSeq, a predicted model, not a curated record